Stylophora pistillata is the source of this 6210-nucleotide messenger RNA. Its product is annotated as transcription initiation factor TFIID subunit 1. Gene Ontology annotation, biological process: RNA polymerase II preinitiation complex assembly; transcription by RNA polymerase II. Gene Ontology annotation, cellular component: transcription factor TFIID complex. The record is from RefSeq and is a predicted model, not a curated record. NCBI's taxonomy places the organism in Eukaryota, Metazoa, Cnidaria, Anthozoa, Scleractinia, Pocilloporidae. Gene Ontology annotation, molecular function: TBP-class protein binding; RNA polymerase II general transcription initiation factor activity; histone acetyltransferase activity.
AACAUGGCGGACUCGGAGGACGAGGAUGGUUCUCUCAAUCUAACAGGGUUUUUAUUUGGAAAUAUCAACGAGAAAGGCGAGCUUGAAGACACAGAGAUAUUAGAUGAGGAAUCACGGCGCCAUCUUUCUCAGCUGAGCUCUCUGAGUGGUCUAGGAAGUCUAGUGCAAGAUAUAGCAGAGGAAGGGAAUUCACCACAUCAUGAAUCAGGUCCACUGGGGGAGGGAAGCACCAGUAAAUCCCCUUUAGAAGGCUGGAUUCAGAAGGAUUCAAGCGCAACAGACUACAGUGAUAUCUCCGAGCUAGCAGAGGAAGAAGAGGAAAAAUAUUACAAACAUGCUGUGUCCAUAUUCUCUCAAAAGAAGAACACAAGCACAGUUGAUGACGAGGACUAUGAUGAUGAUAGUAUUGACAAUGUCGAUAAGACACAGAAUGAUAAAGGUCACUUACUGUUACCUACCAUUGUCCCUGCGGCUUCCACACUGUCUAAACACGAACAGGACAGAUUGGCAAUGCCUCCACCACCAACUCCACAGGUGUCUGUGGCUCCAUCAGGGGAGAGUGUCAGAGUGAAUGACAGUGCCAAUAAGGACUCAAUUGCUACUCCUCUUGCUGGUACGAUUGGAUCAGACUUAUUGAACAAGGAUGGCAAACUGACCACUCAUGAUGGAAAAACAGUCACAGAUCUGUUUCCAGAGUUCCGCCCUGGACAGGUCUUGAGGUUUUCCCGUCUUUUUGGCCCUGCAAAAGCUUCGUCCAUGCCUCAGCAAUGGCGUAAUGCUAAGAAAAGGAAAAAGAAGAAGAAAAAACAAGAUGAUGAAAAGACUGUGAUUGAACCUCCGAAAACUCCACCAAGUCCUCGACCUGAAGAUUGUAUGUCUGAUGAUGAGGACAAAUUAAUGGCACCGUGGGAACCAACCCUUGACGAAUUAAGGGAUUCUAUAGGUGAAUGGAACUCUACUGGUUCCCAGGAUGCUUCAACCAAAAGUGCAUGUGAAUGGCGCAAUGGCCCAGCAGCUCUUUGGUAUGAAAUGCUCGGAGUGAAUGAUGAUGGAACAAACUUAGACUAUGGUUUCAAGCUAAAGGAGCAAGCAGAGGAUGUCGGUGAUGCUUCAGUAUUGCCUAAAUCACCAGACUCCCUCCCCCCUGAUGAAUGUUUUGAAAUGGUGGCCCAAGUGAACUGGGAGGAUGAUAUCAUCUGGACUCUUGACGAUGUAAAACCCAACCUCCAAGCUCAAGCCAGGGCAGGCUGGAUACCAACAGCUACGACGCGCACAGCUCAAGCUUACGCGGCACAACAGGAACAGUUACUACAACAACUUGGCGUGAGGCAUCCAGGACUUGAAACCUUUUUAAAGAACACAACCGAAGCAAUCAGAGCUAAUACAAAUUUCCUGAAUCCGCCCAACAAACAAGGAGGAGCUGGAGUAGACAAUAAUAAUCAGAAAUCUUCAACAUGGUACUCUAUCUUCCCAGUGGAAAGUAGAGAACUGGUUUAUGGUGAUUGGGAAGAUAAGAUUAUUUGGGAUUCACAGAACAUGCCAUCAAUCCCUUCUCCUACCAUUAUGCGACUGGAUCCAAAUGAUGAGAACAUUAUUCUGAGUAUCCCAGAGGACACUGGUCCACUUGUCAAGGAAAAUACAGCAACACUUACUCCCAAAAAGGAGGCUAAGAAAUCUAAACUUUUGUUGGGAAAGAACAGUUCUAAAGAUGAUGAGAAACAAGAGAGGAAAUCAGAGGAACAGCUGAAGAACAAGUUUAAUUUAUCAAAUGAUGAAUAUUACAGUGCAAAGAAUACUGCCGAAACCUCUUUGGAUACAACUGGAGGUUCAAAUCUUGUCCAGCAUUCACUGCCUGCCAUUGAGCUCCAGCGGCCGUAUUUUCCCACUUAUAUGGUUGCAGUGGACUUGCGUCAUUUUCAUCGUGUCCCUCUAAAGGGUAUUGGCCAUGGACCCCUGUCCAAACCUGGAAGACAUAAUGUAUAUGGGCUACUGAAGCAUAUCAAGAAGAAAGCCAGGGAACGUGAAAAGGAGCGCCUUGCAUCAGGAGGAGGAGAAAUGUUCUUCAUGAGAACACCAGCUGAUCUGACUGGAAUGGACGGCAGUUUGGUGUUUUUUGAAUACUGUGAGGAAUAUCCGCCACUCAUCAUGGCUGUUGGCAUGAAUGCAAAGAUUAGAAAUUAUUACAAACGGAAACCAGGGAAGGAUGAGAGUAUGCCAGCUUAUGAGUAUGGAGAACCAAUUCCAGUGCAUCAGACAUCGCCAUUUCUUGGCCAGUUGGCACCAGGGGAGUCUCUACAGGCUUUUGAGAGCAACUUGUUUAGAGCUCCGAUUUUCCAACACGAAUUACCUGAGACAGACUUCCUUAUCAUCAGAAAUUCGUCUGGGUAUCAUAUUCGUGAUGUGAAAACAAUUUUUACUGUGGGCCAGGAAUGCCCAAAAUUUGAAGUUCCAGGACCAAAUUCGAAAAAAGCGAACAUUCACGCCAGAGAUUUCCUCCAAAUUUUCAUCUAUCGAUUGUUUUGGAAAAGUCCAGACACUCCAAGGAGAAUCAAGAUGGACGACAUCAAACGAGCCUUCCCGAUGCACUCUGAGAGUAGCAUUAGAAAACGACUCAAACUUUGUGCUGACUUUAAAAGAACAGGUACUGACUGUAAUUGGUGGGUAUUGAAGAAUGAUUUCCGUUUGCCAACGGAGGAAGAGAUGCGAGCUCUGGUGUCACCCGAGCAGUGUUGUGCUUAUUACAGCAUGUUGGCUGCAGAACAGAGACUCAAGGAUGCUGGUUAUGGCGAGAAAUCUCUGUUCUCCUGCGAGGAUGACAACGAUGAUCCAGAAAGCAAAAAUAUUGAUGACGAGGUUCGCACAGCCCCAUGGAAUACCACAAGAGCAUUUAUCUCAGCCAUGAGAGGAAAAUGUCAGCUGGCUGUGACAGGUUCUGCGGACCCUACUGGGUGUGGGGAAGGAUUUUCAUACGUUAGAGUACCUAACAAGCCUAUGGCAAAUAAGGAUGAUUCCAGCACCAACUCUCCUCAGAUACGAAAACAAAAGACAGUUACUGGAACUGAUGCCGACCUGAGGAGAUUGUCUUUGAAACAAGCUCGACAAGUGCUCAGAAACUUUGGAGUAUCAGAUGAAGAGAUUCGAAAGUUGUCCAGAUGGGAAGUGAUUCAUGUCGUCCGCACAAUGUCAACAGAGGCGGCUAAGUCUGGAGAAGGAGGUAUGAGCAAGUUCGCCAGAGGAUCAAGAUUCACAAUUGCUGAACAUCAGGAACGCUACAAAGAAGAAUGUCAGCGGAUAUUUGAUCUACAAAACAGAGUUUUAUCAUCAACUGAGGUCCUGUCUACGGACGAGGAGAGUAGCAGUGAUGAGGGAAGCGAUAUCGAUGAGUUGGGAAAAAACCUGGAAAGCAUGUUGGCAAACAAGAAAACCAGUAUGCAGCUCACUCAUGAAGAAGAAGAGGCCGAGAGAAGAGAACUUCAGAAGCUCCUGAGCGAUGACAAACCCAGCAAAGAAUCUAAUGGCAAGUCUGCAGGCGAAAAGGGCGGAAAGGAAGGAGUUAAGAAAGAUAGCAAAGGAGAUGAGGAUGAAACGGCCUCAGUGACGAGUUACGAAUCAUCGAUGGUUGGGCGUCGCCUUCGUAUCAGACGAACGUUUAAAACGCCGGACGGAAAGGAAUUUGUUCGCAUUGAAGUCGUCAAAAACCAGGCCGUUAUUGAUGCGUACUUAAAGCUAAACAAGGACAAAAGCGUCAAAGCUCAGUUUGCGAGUGUCGAUGAGGUACACAAAGAGGAAAUCCGACGGGAAAAGAGAAGAAUACAAGAACAGUUGCGAAGGAUUAAGCGAAACCAAGAAAAAGAGAAACUACAGCCAGUCAAAAAGAAGAAAGAAAAACCUCCAAAUAACUUAAAAUGUGGCGCGUGUGGGGCAAUAGGACAUAUGCGGACGAACAAGAACUGUCCAAACUACCAAGAGGCGAAUCCGGCUUCUGUAGUCGUGGCCAUGACUGAUGAGCAGGUUGCUGAGGAGGAACUCAACAUGCCGCAGGAUGAUUUGGUCAAAGUUGAAGGAACGAAAAUUACUUUGGGAAAAGCUUUUCUUGAUCAAACGAACGAAUUGAAAAGGAAAGCACUUGUCCUACGCUUCCCGAAAGAAUCCGUGCGCAAGAAAAGACGUUCAGGAGUCAUGCAUUGUGAUUAUCUAAAGAAACCUCGCAAAUCGAUUAACCGCCGAAGAGCCAACCCUGAGCUGGCUUUACAAGCUCUCUUUGAGGGAAUCAUCAAUAAAAUGAAGGAAAUGGAGGAUACGUGGCCUUUUCAUCAGCCUGUUUCAGCAAAAACUGUUCCUGAUUACCACAGAAUUGUUAAAAAUCCCAUGGAUCUACAAACCAUGCGAGAGAAUCUCCGAAAGAGUAAAUAUCUGUCAAGGGAGGAUUUUCGUGAGCACGUGUCCUUAAUCAAGGCAAACAGCAUCUUAUAUAAUGGACCUACUCACGAUUUCACUGCUGCAGCUCAGAAGAUGUUGGAAGUUUGUGAAAAGUCUUUGGCUGAUAAAGAGGAAGAAAUUCUUCAGUUGGAGAAAGAAAUAAAUCCCAUGCUUAGUGAUGAUCCGCAGAUUGCCUUUUCGUUCAUUCUGGAAAAUCUCCUCGUGCAGAUGAAAACAUUACCGGAGAGUAUGCCUUUUCUAAAGCCUGUCAGCGCUAAACAGGUGCCAGAUUACUACGAAGUAGUAAAAACGCCGAUCGAUCUUCUCACAAUCAAACAGCAAGUGCAAAUACACGCCUAUCAAAAUAGAGAAGAGUUUAUGGAGCACAUGCGCAUGAUGCAUAGGAACAGUGUCGUCUAUAAUGGUGAACAUCACGACUUUUCUGGGAUGGCCGAAAGACUUCUCCAGUUUUGUGACGACGCCCUGAAGGAGAAUGACGAGCAUUUGUCCAAGUUGGAAAAUGACAUCUUACUCACUCCAGGCGACGACACAUCAUCAUAUGCCGCCAGCCAACCUCCCUCGGUAGCGGGACCCGAGUGGUCAACAGAGAACAGCAUGGAUGAUUUCCCAGAAGGCUCAGUAAAGGAAGAAGACAGCAUGAUGGACAUGAUGGAAUCAGAGGAACUGGACACUACUGGCGAGGAGUUUAACGACUUCAGAGCACAACUCAGCGCUUCUGUUUCUGCACUAGACCAAUCAACUCGAAUGGACGCAGACCUCGAUGAAGAAGAAGACGUCGAUAUUGAGGGGUACGAUGACGAUGACAGCACUUCACAAAGUUACACAAAAAAGGAGAGCUUUGGAUCGCAACAAAUGCUCGGAAGCGAGCAGGAUUCGCAAGAAAUGUCGCAGUUUGCCAGCAUCCUACUUCAAGAUCUUCAACACAGUGACAGCGAAAGCGAAGAGGAUGAUUUCCCGUUUGGCGACGGAGAUGACGAGGAGGAGGAAGACAUUGAAGAGGAAGAACAGAUAAGCUUUUUUCCCGGAGGAGAUGAAAGCAAUGAGGCAAUAAAGGGAGAGUUACCGGAAGAACUUUAAGGUUCAGCUCAGUUAAUUCAAAGAACUGCGUUUGUAUUUUCUUUGACCUGUGAAACGGGUUUGUUUUCCUUGCUCCCGACGCUACGACGUCAGCCUGGUGUCAAACAUCACGUGCAGUUGCAUGGUUACUUAGCCCAUAAUAAGUAGCGGACUCAAUAGGUUUAUUUUUGAAACAAGACUGAUUAUGCUACCCCCAUAGAUCUUCACCGUUCUCAUUGAAAUUUAACUAGAGAUCUGUCAAUGAAGGAGUCCUAUGCUGUUGAUAGACUGCUUAUUGUAAAUAAUCCUGUUCUGUAUUGUUACAUUCACACGACGUGUGCUAUUCCUUUACAAACUGAUUCUCUGAGAAGGGCAUCAUUUUGAUCGGACACAAAGGGAGGAGUUUAACGACUUCAGUGCACAACUCAGCACUCCUGUUUCUGCACUAAACCAAUGUAAGUUUAAUUUCUGUCAGUUUGUCAGGACACGACAGUAGAAUGGAAAGAUGCUGAUCUUUUAUGUAUUGUUUUUUUUUUUUUUUUAAUCCUGUUCUGUAUUGUUACAUUCACACGACAUGUGCUAUUCCUUUACAAAUUGAUUCUCUGAGAAGGUCAUCAUUUUGAUCGGACACAAAGGGAAAACGCAAGUCAAAGCACAUUGUAUGUAAAUUUAUAUUUGACAUUUUUCAUGUAAAAUAAAACACUUUCAAUUGUG